Molecule: messenger RNA, 1236 nt
Organism: Staurois parvus
Lineage: Eukaryota; Metazoa; Chordata; Amphibia; Anura; Ranidae
Source: the annotation of a GenBank genome assembly
AUGUGUGUUUGUCAAACCAUGGAAGUGGGGAAGUGCGGCAAGAGCGCGGUGUGCGACAGGGGCCGGGGGGUCCUGCUGGAACCAUUCAUCCAUCAGGUGGGGGGACACAGCAGUAUGAUGCGCUAUGACGACCACACAGUGUGCAAACCUCUCAUUCCUCGGGAGCAGCGCUUCUACGAAUCCCUACCGCCUGAAAUGAAGGAAUUCACACCCGAAUAUAAAGGCGUUGUGUCGGUCUGCUUUGAAGGUGACAGUGACGGAUACAUCAAUCUUGUUGCCUACCCCUACGUGGAGAACGAGACUGUGGACAACGAGGAACUUCUUCCAGAAAGGGACCACCCAAGGCGCAAGCACUCUCGCCGUGGCCUGCACCGCACUAACAGCACCACUUCCAGCACGGACCACAAAGAAGAGCGCCCAACUCUGAGCACAGAGAAUUCAGAAAGCGUCCCUGAGAUGAAAAGCCCCAAGCUAGAGCUGAUGAACCAAUCAGACGUCCCCUUCCAGAUGCUGGAUGGCAAUAGCGGGCUCAGCUCAGAGCGGAUCAGCUACAACCCCUGGAGCCUGCGCUGUCACAAGCAGCAACUCAACCGCAUGCGCUCGGAAUCGAAGGAGCGCAAGCUGUACAAAUUCCUGCUUCUCGAGAACGUCGUGCACCACUUUAAGUUCCCGUGCGUGCUGGACUUGAAGAUGGGAACGCGGCAGCACGGCGACGACGCCUCGGAGGAGAAGGCGGCCAGGCAGAUGAUGAAGUGUGAACAGAGCACGUCUGCCACGCUGGGCGUGAGAGUGUGCGGCAUGCAGGUCUUCCAGAUGAACACAGGACAUUACCUGUGCCUGAACAAGUACUAUGGUCGGGGCCUCAGUGCUGAGGGCUUCAGACAAGCGCUCUACCAAUAUCUUCACAACGGCAAUCAGCUUCGCGUGGACCUGUUUGAGCCCAUCCUGAGCAAACUGCAGCGAUUGAUCUCCGUCCUGGAAAUGCAGGCGUCCUAUCGGUUCUAUUCCAGCUCCCUCCUGAUCAUCUACGACGGCAUAGAUCACCCCAGGAGUGCCGAUCCGCUCUCCCUGGAGCCACCACCCAACGUAGAUGUCAGAAUGAUAGACUUCGCCCAUAGCACCUUCAAGGGCUUCCGCGACGACCCGAAAGUGCACGACGGGCCGGACAAAGGUUACGUCCUGGGCCUGCGAAGCCUGAUCAGUAUUCUGGAGCUCAUCCGAGACGACAACCAGUAG